AUGCAGGUGUCACGAGAAUUGGAGCUAAACACUUUCUUAAAGCUCCCAUUGGUGCCUAGGACCCUUGCUGCGGGCGGUCAUUGCUCUGUUGCUGGCUCGCAAAACACGAUGGCAAGACCUCUGUCUGCGACUGCCAGAUGUGCCAGUACCGUUUCGCCGACCAAUCACCAAAUCGAUGACACUCUAGGCCACAUUGUCAGAACCCGUUCCCAGUGCGUCUUAGGAUCAGAUUUCCCAAUUACUUCAUACAAGCCAACUGCCUAG
Messenger RNA from Aspergillus niger, 264 nucleotides. RefSeq lists its product as uncharacterized. NCBI's taxonomy places the organism in Eukaryota, Fungi, Ascomycota, Eurotiomycetes, Eurotiales, Aspergillaceae. Bases 1 to 264 code for a protein of 87 amino acids. The transcript is spliced from 2 exons. The record is from RefSeq and is a predicted model, not a curated record.